Molecule: messenger RNA, 1009 nt
Organism: Peromyscus maniculatus bairdii (prairie deer mouse)
Lineage: Eukaryota; Metazoa; Chordata; Mammalia; Rodentia; Cricetidae
Product: protein B-Myc
Biological process (GO): regulation of DNA-templated transcription
Molecular function (GO): DNA-binding transcription factor activity
Source: RefSeq, a predicted model, not a curated record
UCCAGCCUGUGCGUGCACGACGUGGCGCCUCUAGCCUCUCUCCAUAAGGUGGCGCGAUACUUUGAGCGUGGCGUCUGGCGACCAGCAGUCGCCUCCUCCCUCUGCUCCAGACGAGACUAAGGCCUGGAGAAGGGACUGUCGGGAUAGUAGGAAGUGAGGACCGGGGAAGGGGAGUGGUUCAGGGCUGAUGCGCACCGCACCACGCACCAGCUCUGCUCCCCUCGGUGUGGCCCUCAAACGCACAGCGGCGACCAUGCCCCUCCACGUGAGCCUCGCCAACGGCAACCGGGACCUGGACUACGACUCGGUGCAGCCGUACUUCAUGUGCGACGAUGAGGAGGAGGACGUGCACCAGCAGCCGCCGCAGCCGCCCGCGCCCAGUGAGGACAUCUGGAAGAAAUUCGAGCUGCUGCCCACGCCGCGCCCGUCCCCGGGCCACGCCGGGCUCUACUCAGGUCCCAGCGAGGCGGUCGCCGCGUCUUUCAACCCCAGGGAACACGACGAUGAUGGCUUCUUCACCGCAGACCUGCUGGAGAUGGUGCCCGAGCUGCCUGGAGGAGACGCGGUGAAGCACAGCUUCGUCUGCGACCCGGACGACGAGACCUUCGUGAAGAACAUCAUCCUGCAGGACUGUAUGUGGAAUGGCUUCUCGGCCUCCGCCAAGCUGGUCUCCAAGCUGGACCCCUACCAGGCUGUGCGCAAAGAAGGCGCCAGCGCGAGCCCGGCCGCCGACACCGAGCCUGCUACGCCUCCGGACUGCACCUGCAAUACCUGAGCGCACAGCACUGGGCCUUGGGACUGUAAGCUUCAGCCAUGUUAUCGGCCUCAAAUUCCGGGCAUAAAAGAACCCCCUCCCCCUUUUCUUUUUUUUAAAGCUUGCCAUCCUUCCUCACUCCCCUUAACAGAUUUGUAUUUGUUUAGUAAGAAUAUCUUAAAGUUUAUCAAUUUUCCGAUGUCAACUGGACCCUUAAAAUGUAAAUAACUUCAAUAAAACGUUUUAUCAGUUGUA